Messenger RNA from Magnusiomyces paraingens, 738 nucleotides. RefSeq lists its product as uncharacterized. The record is from RefSeq and is a predicted model, not a curated record. NCBI's taxonomy places the organism in Eukaryota, Fungi, Ascomycota, Dipodascomycetes, Dipodascales, Dipodascaceae. The coding region runs from base 1 to 738 and encodes 245 amino acids. The transcript has a single exon.
AUGAAAUUUUCUACUGUUUUUGUUUCUCUUUUUGGAGUUUACUCUCUAGCUGCUCCUGUUGCUGAAGCCAAUGCAAACCCUGAAGCCUUAGCAGCUCCAGUCGCUUUUGCCACGGCCAAUGCUGAGCCAGGAAAGAAGAAGAAGUGGGAAAAAAUAAUGUUUGGUCUCACUUGCAACGGAAAUGCUGCUGGAACUGGAACAACUACUACAGUUGCUGGAACCACCGGAGGUGCAGGAGGUGCUGGGGGUGCAGGAGGUGCAGGAGGUGCUGGGGGUGCUGGAGGUUCUGGUUCUGGUAACACUGCAACAAACAACAACAACAACAAUGCUGCUGGUAACAACAAUGCUAACACCAACGGAAACAACAACAACAACAGCAAUCAGAUUGUCAUCUAUGUUGUCCCUGGUGGAUACUUGUCACCCAAUCCUUCUUCCGGAUCAGUUCCAUUCACUGGUACCAUCAUAAAUGGUGUUUUGUAUGGUAACUCUCCUAAUGGCAGCAGUCUUGGAAACGUUGUUGUGAGCAACAAUGGUCAGCUUCAAGUUGUUGGAGAAAAUACUGGCUCUGCUCCUACAUGGGUCGCUAGCAAUAAUGGAAUUUCUCCUUCCAACCAACAAGUCAUUUCAUGCCCAAACGCCCAAGGUGGCACUUAUCUCUACUGUGGCACAACUUGCCCUAACGGUGAUACCGCUCAGCAAGUAACACUCUCAACUGACCACACUGUUUCUCCUAUCUAA